Messenger RNA from Effrenium voratum, 876 nucleotides. The record is from the annotation of a GenBank genome assembly. NCBI's taxonomy places the organism in Eukaryota, Dinophyceae, Suessiales, Symbiodiniaceae.
AUGUUUAAGCGCCACACAAUUUUCCAACGCACGCUUGUGCGAGCGCCUAUGAGGCUGGACGUGCUGCCAGUCUUUCAGUGCUUGUUCCUUCCAUGGCUGUACUUCUGUGGCAUCUAUGCGCUGCUGUCGUGUGAGUUGCACUUUUACCGCGCAACAUUGACUUACACGCUGGUGGCGCUUGCUGCCUUGCUGUUGGCUGCGCUGGGAUGGAUGUCUUUGCGUUCUGCCAAGAGCUUCCAAGAGCCGAGCUGGUUCUCCUUCCUCUUUGUGACGAUGGCCGUGGCGUGGUUGCUGGGGGUGGUCUUCGGGAAUUUAAACUUCGCGGCCACUACCCAACCGUACUGCCAGUACGCUAACCUGGACAUCCUUCCUGAGGUGAGCCCAAGCUGGACGGGGGAGGAGGUGAUGUCGUCCGGCCGCGCCUUCUUCGGCAAGACCUCCGUGCUGGACAUCAGGAGGUCCAUGGCUUUCAAGAACAUCGAGACCUACUGCGUUGCGCCUAUCAGCUCUGGCGCCUUUGGUGCCGUCCUGCCGCUGGAGAACUAUGACUUCUGGGCCGUGGGGUUGAAUUGCUGCUCCCUGAACACGGCCGACUUCCGCUGCGGUGAGUAUGACAACCCGAACGCGCACAGUGGGCUUCGAGUGCUGGAUGAUGAGCAGCGGAGUUUCUUUCGCCUCGCAGUCGAACAGGCAGAAGCAGCGUAUAGCCUCAAGGCCAAACACCCGGUCUUCUUCUACUGGGUUCAGGAUGCCACGGCUGAAAUGGAUUCCUUCCGGAACGACGGCUACAAGUACUACCUCAUCGGCGUGCUAAGUCACUUUGCGUGGCAGAUGCUAUGCGUACUUCUGGCGGUGGCAGCCUUCUCCAAGGGCUGA